Pollicipes pollicipes is the source of this 1735-nucleotide messenger RNA. RefSeq names its product Flap structure-specific endonuclease 1 (gene Fen1). The record is from RefSeq and is a predicted model, not a curated record. Gene Ontology annotation, molecular function: 5'-flap endonuclease activity; RNA-DNA hybrid ribonuclease activity; magnesium ion binding. NCBI's taxonomy places the organism in Eukaryota, Metazoa, Arthropoda, Thecostraca, Pollicipedomorpha, Pollicipedidae. Bases 119 to 1264 code for a protein of 381 amino acids. The transcript has 9 exons. Gene Ontology annotation, cellular component: nucleus.
GUCACGCAAGACUUCUGACCAGCUGGGAUCAUCGCUGCACUGUUUCCGACUUGUUUGCUAGUUAUUCGGAGAAAUAUUAUAAGAAGCUCACACUCACCAGGUCCGAGACUUUUCCACAAUGGGGAUUCUUGGACUUUCAAAGCUUAUUGCUGACAUUGCACCAUCAGCCAUCAAAGAAAAUGAAAUGAAGAACUUCUUUGGCAGGAAGGUGGCCGUUGACGCCAGCAUGUGCAUGUACCAGUUCCUGGUGGCCGUUCGACAAGAAGGCGCUAACCUGACCUCGGCCGACGGCGAGACCACCAGCCACCUGAUGGGCAUGUUCUACCGCACCAUCCGCAUGGUGGACAACGGCAUCAAGCCGGUGUACGUGUUCGACGGCAAGCCGCCCGAGAUGAAGGGUGGAGAGCUGGCCAAGCGGGCAGAGCGGCGCGAGACGGCGCAGAAGGCGCUCUCCCAGGCCGAGGAGCAGGGGAACCAGCAGGACAUCGACAAAUUCAGCAGGAGGCUCGUCAAGGUCACCAAAAUGCACGUAGACGAGUGCAAACAGCUGCUGAAGCUGAUGGGUAUUCCAUACGUGGAGGCGCCAUGCGAGGCGGAGGCACAGUGCGCGGCGCUGGUGAAGGCAGGUCGCGUGUACGCCACGGCCACCGAGGACAUGGACGCGCUCACGUUCGGCUCCAGCGUGCUGCUGCGUCACAUGACCUUCAGUGAGGCGCGCAAGAUGCCCAUCAAGGAGUUCCACCUGGCCGGCGUGCUGGAAGAGUCGGGCCUCAGCCAGGACGAGUUCAUCGACCUGUGCAUCCUGAUGGGCUGCGACUACUGCGACUCGAUCCGCGGCGUCGGUCCGAAGCGGGCGAUCGAGCUGAUGCAGAAGCACCGCUCCAUCGAGGCGAUCCUGCAGCACCUGGACCGGGCCAAGUAUGGCGUGCCCGAGGACUGGCCGUUCGCCGAGGCGCGCCGGCUCUUCCUGCAGCCAGACGUGGCCGACUGCGCCCAACUGGAGCUGAGAUGGGUGGAGCCGGAUGAGGACGCCCUGGUGGCCUUCAUGUGCUCUGACAAGGGCUUCAGCGAGGAGCGCAUCCGUAACGGCGCCAAGAAGUUGGCCAAGGCGCGCAACACCACCACACAGGGCCGACUGGACUCGUUCUUCAAGGUGCUGCCCAGCCCCGGCGCCGGCAAACGCAAGGCCGACGACAAGAAGUCUGCAUCGAACAAAAAGGCGAAGGCCAGUGGUGGUGGUGGAAAAUUCAGGAGAGGGAAGUAACUAUGCGUACCAUCUUUUGACGGCUGAGGGGUAUCAUUUUGUAUGCUUGGUCACGUUUUCAUCGGCGGGACGCCAGCUUCCCUCUCAUUUUGUAACAUCGGCAUUGCUAAUAUCGUAUCGGGUAUGUGUCUCGGUGGUGGUGGCCUGCGUGCCCGCCCAAUGGCAUCUCGGUCAGAAGACGCCAUCUCACGAACACCAAUCAGGCGGGCAUCGAUUAGGCCGCCCGGCCAGGGCUGGCCUUGUUCGUGUGUUUGCUCUCGAAGGGGGUCUGUUGCUGUUAGCAUAGAUGGGCUCCCCGUUACGGUCAACAAACUCUGCCGUGCCAGCCGUACGACCCUGCUUUAUGACAGUGCUGACCUCGGCUGUUUUAGUGUAACCCAUUGGCCUCUUCGGUCCCCGAACCUUACGAUUGCGAUUGUCCAUUGUAUUUUUCAGUGUAUUGAUGCAAUAUACUCGCCGUGGACACAGUAA